Paramuricea clavata is the source of this 544-nucleotide messenger RNA. The record is from the annotation of a GenBank genome assembly. Lineage: Eukaryota; Metazoa; Cnidaria; Anthozoa; Malacalcyonacea; Plexauridae.
AUGGCAGUUGAAAAUGCUAAAGUUGCAGAAUUACACUGUAUUUGCAAGCAGCCAGACGAUGGAAGGUACCAUUACAAUUUGUUAAGAUUUGCUAAUAUUAGCAUGCACUUAUUAAGGUUCGAAUUUCCUUUUCUUAUAUUUUUGUAGAUUUAUGAUUUGUUGUGACAGUUGUGACACAUGGUUUCAUGGUGAUUGCAUCGAUCUUUGCAAGGAAGAGGGAGAACUACUAGAAGUUUUCUAUUUAAAAAUCUUUAAAAAUCUUUAAAAAUCCUAAAAUAUCUUCUUUCUUCUUUAGAUGGCAGAUUUCGUCUUUCAAGAAGAAAAUCCGCGUUUUCUUCAGAGAAAUGUCGAAGAGGAAGAUGUCGAUAUAGAUCAUCUUGCCAUAAACUUACCCGUUGAUGACGAGCGAACAGAAGAAGUUCUAAAGUCGUUCGUAGGCAACGCAGUCAACCUUGGAACACGAAAAGGCCGAACAUGGCAUCGAGAAACUUGGAACUUCCUGAUCCUCGCUUGGAACCCGUAUUAUUCUCACUAUGCUGUGUAA